This is a messenger RNA of Misgurnus anguillicaudatus (oriental weatherfish), 6175 nucleotides long. NCBI's taxonomy places the organism in Eukaryota, Metazoa, Chordata, Actinopteri, Cypriniformes, Cobitidae. The record is from RefSeq and is a predicted model, not a curated record.
ACACUGCGUCACACAUGCGCCCUUAUGGGUGAGAAUAAAAUCUCCCCGUUCAUUCAACACUAAUAACAUCAUUUCACCAGGCUAAAUAUGUGAGCAUCGACUCGCCGCUCACACCGUGGUGCCACUGAACGCAAACCUGACGCAUCCUCCGCAUCAAGACGCGCGCAACACGCACCACAGAUACUCUACAGGUGAAGCGACAUGGACGUGAAAGACCAGAGCGCACAAAUUGAGCCGCUGCUGCCGAUGGUAGUCACCGCUCCUGGAGGACAAAGUGUGAGACAUGAGGAGGAGGCUGUUGUGGACCAUGGAGGCACUCGCUCCAUGCCAAAAGAUGGCUUUGAGAAGGAGGAACUAGAAGGUCACAGGACUCUAUACAUCGGGGUUCAUGUUCCUCUGGGCCGGAAAACUCACAGACGACAUCGUCACCAUGGACACAAAACCCAGAAGAAAAGCAAACAGAGAGAUUCAGGGGUUGAGGAUGGACGGGAAUCACCAUCACACGAUACCCCAUCACAGCGGGUUCAGUUUCUUCUGGGUACUGAGGAUGAGGAUGAAGAGCACAUACCACAUGAUCUCUUCACUGAACUAGAUGAGAUAUGUCUCCGUGAGGGAGAAGAUGCUGAGUGGAGAGAAACCGCCAGGUGGCUAAAGUUUGAAGAGGACGUGGAGGACGGAGGAGAGAGAUGGAGUAAACCGUACGUUGCUACUCUCUCUCUACACAGCCUGUUUGAGCUCCGGAGCUGCAUCAUUAAUGGAAGCGUCAUGCUAGACAUGAAAGCCAAUUCACUGGAGGAGAUCGCCGAUAUGGUGCUGGAUCAACAGGAAGUAUCUGGACAUCUAGAGGAUGAUGUUCGGAAGAAGAUCAAAGAUGCUCUUUUGAAGCAUCACCACCAUCAGAAUCAGAAGAAACUGGCCAACCGCAUUCCUAUCGUCCGCUCGUUCGCCGACAUCGGCAAGAAGCAAUCUGAGACCAACUGCGUGGACAAAAACGGCACUUCAUCUUAUCUCUUUAAGUCUUCUCUGUGGCGAUCAGUUCAUUCUGAUGGAGAUGGGUGUCAGGUCUCACCCUGCUCUCCAUGUUGGCUCCUCUGCUGCUCCUCCAGUGUCUCCAUCACCUCACCUCUUCCCUCCUCAUCCACAUCCACUCACCCGUCCCACAACCUUAUCUCUACAGGUCCCACUUUCGACCUGAAAACAGAGGACAGCUCGGAUCCAGGACAGAUGAUUUCCCCACAGCCCCAACCCAUCACCACAGAAGGCAAAACUGAUGUCAGUCGUGAGAACAGCGCUGUAGACUUCAGUAAGAUAGAUCUGCACUUUAUGAAAAAGAUUCCUCCGGGUGCAGAAGCCUCUAAUAUUUUGGUUGGAGAGCUGGAGUUUCUUGACAGACCUGUAGUGGCGUUUGUCCGUCUUUCUCCUGCCGUACUACUCAAUGGUUUGGCAGAGGUUCCCAUCACUACCAGGUUUCUGUUCAUUCUGCUCGGUCCGUUGGGUAAAGGAGCUCAAUAUCAUGAGAUUGGCAGGUCAAUUGCAACCUUAAUGACAGAUGAGGUUUUCCAUGAUGUAGCAUAUAAAGCUAAAGACCGCAACGAUCUGAUCGCUGGAAUCGAUGAAUUUCUUGAUCAGGUCACAGUUUUGCCGCCGGGAGAAUGGGAUCCAUCCAUCAGGAUAGAGCCACCAAAAAACGUCCCGUCCCAGGAGAAAAGAAAAAUCCCGGCGGUCCCUAAUGGAGAUCUGGCAGAGACAGAAGAACAUGGUGGUCAUGGAGGCCCUGAGCUUCAGCGCACCGGGAGGUUAUUUGGUGGGCUUUUUCGGGAUUUGAAAAGGAAGGCUCCACAUUUUCUGUCUGAUUUCACCGAUGCGUUCAGCCUGCAGUGUUUGGCUUCGUUUUUGUUCCUGUAUUGCGCCUGCAUGUCUCCUGUUAUCACUUUCGGAGGUCUGCUGGGAGAAGCCACAGAGGGACGCAUAAGUGCCAUUGAAUCUCUGUUUGGAGCCUCUAUGACUGGGAUUGCUUACUCACUGUUUGCUGGUCAACCUCUCACUAUACUGGGCAGUACUGGACCUGUUCUGGUGUUUGAGAAAAUACUGUACAAAUUCUGCAAGGAUUAUGAGCUGUCGUACCUGUCUCUCAGGACGUGUAUCGGGCUGUGGACGGCAUUCCUCUGUCUUUUGCUUGUGGCCACCGAUGCCAGUUCUCUCGUAUGUUACAUAACCCGAUUCACAGAGGAGGCCUUCGCAUCUCUCAUCUGCAUCAUCUUCAUAUACGAGGCCUUGGAGAAACUCAUACAUCUCGGGGAGACCUAUCCCAUCAACAUGAACAACAAUCUGGAGAAAAUGACCUCAUACAGAUGUUCAUGUAUUGAGCCUGAAAGCCCCAGUAAUGGCACUCUUCAGUACUGGGAGAAGAACAACAUCUCUGCUUCUGAGAUCUACUGGGAGGCUCUGGAAGUUCAGGACUGCAUUGAGAAGAAAGGAGAGUUUUUGGGAUCUGCCUGUGGUCCUCAUGGUCCAUAUAUUCCUGAUGUCCUCUUCUGGUCCGUGGUUCUCUUCUUCUCGACCGUGGCCAUGUCAGCUUUUCUUAAAGAGUUCAAGACCAGUCGCUACUUUCCCACAAAGGUCAGAUCCAUCAUCAGUGACUUUGCAGUCUUCAUCACUAUUGUUACUAUGGUGCUGUUAGACUACGCUAUAGGGGUGCCAUCACCUAAACUGCAGGUUCCUAAUGAGUUUAAGCCGACUCGUGACGAUCGCGGGUGGUUCAUUAACCCGCUGGGUCCAAACCCAUGGUGGACGUGUGUGAUAUCACUCCUUCCUGCGUUUCUAUGCACCAUCCUCAUCUUCAUGGACCAACAGAUCACAGCUGUGAUCAUCAACAGAAAGGAGCACAAGCUCAAGAAAGGCUGCGGGUAUCACCUGGAUCUGUUCAUUGUUGGCGUGAUGCUGGGCGUCUGCUCUCUGAUGGGGCUGCCGUGGUUUGUGGCCGCGACCGUUCUGUCCAUCUCUCACGUGAACAGUCUGAAACUGGAGUCGGAGUGCUCGGCACCCGGGGAGCAGCCGAAGUUUCUUGGCAUUCGAGAGCAGCGUGUGACGGGUCUGAUGAUCUUCCUCCUCAUGGGCUGCUCUGUUUUCAUGACCUCAGUGCUGAAGUUUAUUCCCAUGCCGGUGCUGUAUGGAGUUUUUCUGUACAUGGGAGCAUCAUCUCUGCGAGGAAUCCAGUUUUUUGAUCGUUUAAAGUUGUUUGGCAUGCCGGCCAAGCACCAGCCGGACUUCAUUUACCUGAGACACGUUCCUCUGAGAAAGGUUCACCUGUUCACCAUCGUCCAGCUGAGCUGUCUGGUUCUCCUCUGGGUCAUCAAAACCUCCAGGGCUGCCAUCGUCUUUCCUAUGAUGGUUUUGGCUUUGGUCUUUAUUCGGAAACUGCUGGAUUUUUUCUUUACAAAGAGAGAACUGAGCUGGCUGGAUGAUCUCAUGCCCGAAAGCAAAAAGAAGAAACUGGAGGACGCUGAGCGAGAGGAGGAGCAAAGUAUUUUGGCAGAGGAAGAAGCAAUCGUACAAGUGCCACUGGAGGAAAAUUUCAAAGAUGAUCCGUCCUCUGUCAACAUUACUGAUGAGAUGUCCAGAGGUUCCUUUGGAAACACAUGGAACUCAAAAACUGAGCUAAACUCUAAAAGCUCUCUUUUGUGAUGAUCUGGAUACUGAGCGUCCAAAGCUUGUUUAAGAGAACGCACAACAAACAUCAAUAGAAAGAUGAAGGGAGAAGAAGAGCGUCUAACUUUACUGAUUUACUGUGUUACUGUCUCACACAUAUACUGUUUACUUGUUAUCCAAUUAUUAUUGUUUUGAUAAAUGAAAAAUUCACCCCAAAAUUACAAUUUUGAAUUAUGCUGCUGUUUUCCAUGUGACAUAGUGACUGCAUCUGUCAAUAAUAUCAUACACAUCUGAUAAAUGAAGAGUUUUGUUGCAAAACGCAAUAAAUCCAUUUUGACUAAUUUGGUAAAGUGACAGAGGAAAAACCAUUAUUUUCUGUUAUAAACUUUCACAUCUUUAGGUUAUAAUAACAUGAAAAUCAAUUAUGAAUUUAUUUUUAUAAGAUUUAUUAUAAAAACUGAUUAGUUUUUCUGCAAAAUGCAAUAAAUGCAAAAGUUUUUUUUAAAUGCUAUAAAUCCAUUAAUCUAUAUAAAUGUGCAUUCAUCUUUGCCAUGUAAUAUUCAUUUAGUUGGCUAGUGGUACACUGAUUAAAAAAUAAACAUUAAUGGCAUUCAUCAAAACACUUUGUCAUAUUAAGAACACUGUCAUUGCUGCUGUCAUUGGGACGUCGUUGCUGAACUUUUUUUACAGCGAUCAGCUGUAAAAUGUUUUGGUCCUGCUCGAUUUUCAUUGACUUCGAGUAAAAUAAUGGAAUGUUUUUCAUAAGUUCACCUGGAGUAAAUGUGUUAGCAUGACAGAAGCUUGAUGCCGUCGGGUGAGAACAAACAACAGCCGGCAUUUUUAAGAUUUUGAUGGCUUACGUUUCUUCCCCGCCACAGAAAACCACCACAGGUUUAGCAAUGCCAUCAAGGUAUUAUUUUGUUUUGUUUGUUUGUUGAUCACGAAGUACAAAGUAGAUGAGGAAAACUAGGAUUCUGUGUGUAUUCAAAGCCCAGCCAUUAUUGUUUACAAUGUGUGCAUGGAAUGGUGUGCUGUGAUUGGUUAAGCAGAUUUUUGCAUUCUGCAGAGAAGGAGGGCUGGCUAUCGUGUUUCGGAAAAAAAGAUGAUAGAAUAACAUGGCGGAUAUCGGAUUUGCGUAAAAUUAAGAAUUUACGUUUUAAUACUGACCAGAUAGUACAAUUUUUUAAUGGCGUUUAUCACGUUUUGGAAUCAAACUCUUCAAAUGUUCAUUUGAUAUUAUUCUAGUCUGUUUCACCUUAAAACUUUAUUUGUGCUUUGCUGAAUUUUAAAAUGCCAUACAAGUUGUAUAAAAUACUUCUAAUAAUGUUUAAAAGUAAUUUAUUUAUUUUUCUUUGGAGCUUGACAGAUAAAUAACAGCAUACAGGUUUGAACCAGCAAUGUUGCAAUGGCAAAUACUGUAUGUGCAUCUUUUCUCUUUUAGGAUGAUCACGUACUGAGUUUGUUUGUUCACACGUACAGUAUACACUUUAAUGCUUUUCUCAUUGUCUUGUCUUGUGUUUCUAUAUUUUAAAUUGAUUGAUAUACAGUAUAAUCUGUACAUUACAUAUAAAGUAAUACCAGCAAAUAGGGAAGAGAUUGAUUGUUUUCGUGUGACGAAAGAUAAUGUUUUCAACUUUUCUCUGUCUUUGAAGUAUCGUCAAUGUUCCGCAUAACUGCAUUUUAUGGAACAACUCUAAAAGUUUAAAUUAAUGUGUUUACUGUAGAUGUCGAAUGUUUGCAGAGUUUAUUUUGGGGUGGUAAUGAACUGCCUGUUUACUAAGUUAUACUGUAGGUCCACCAAAGGCCGAAGUGAUAUAUAAAAUAUAUAUUUUAAUAAUUUCACAGCUUUGUGAUAAUAUCUUGUGUGUUUGCUUGUGUAAUGUAUUUGCUUGAGUUUUUCUCCCUUGACACCCACUGUGUCCUCGAGGUUGCUCAGUCUAUAAAGACGCUUAAAUAAAUGGUACAGUACUGUAAAGCCUUGGUUUGGCUGCAUAUCAUCGAUAUGAAAUAAUUUACUGCAUUUUUGCAUUUAUGCAAAAAAGACUAUACAAAAUAUAUUACAACAGAUUUUUUUUAUGAAAGCUUUUGCAGUUUGUACUAAGAAUGCUGCUGAUGUGAAAGUGUAAAUAUUCAGUCCAUUAAUUUGGAAAUCACAUGAACAUCGGUUUACUGUCGGACCUGAAUGAUUGUUUAAUAUAUUUUAUUUAAAGCAAUUCAUUUUUUAAGUCAGAUUGCAUCUUCUUCAGUCACAGAAUAAAGCAAUAGUGUUUUAGCUUCAUAAAGGUUUCUGAAUGUUUAGAUCCUUGUGCAAUUAUUUCCAUUUCAUAAACCUGUAACAAUUGUUGCUCAAGCAUUUAUCAUGAAAUGUGACAUAUCAUAAACAUAAUUUAAUAUUAUAAAUGUAAAUGUUUCACUCUUGCUGUUUUGCUUAUUUGUAUCGUGUGGAUUAUAUGUGUACAUACAAUAGUGUGUUGCCAUUUUCCCCCCUGUAAUAUUUUAAUCAGUCUAUUAAAAGUUCUUAAAAAUA